Molecule: messenger RNA, 828 nt
Organism: Trypanosoma rangeli
Lineage: Eukaryota; Euglenozoa; Kinetoplastea; Trypanosomatida; Trypanosomatidae
Product: putative chaperonin HSP60, mitochondrial precursor
Exons: 1
Coding region: 1-828 (275 amino acids)
Biological process (GO): protein refolding
Molecular function (GO): ATP binding; ATP-dependent protein folding chaperone
Source: RefSeq, a predicted model, not a curated record
AUGUCCUUUGAACGAGGGUACUCUUCACCCUACUUUGUGACGAAUACCAAAUCGCAGAAGUGCGAGUUAGAUAGCGCCUUGAUAUUUGUGACAAAUCGCAAACUCUCUAAUGUGGCGCACAUUCUUCCAGCGUUGAACUACACCAUUCAGCAAAAGCGGCCUCUUUUGGUUAUUUUGGAGGAUCUGGAUGGGGAGACAAUGCACACAUUUUUGUACAACAAGAUGCAAGGCAGAAUUUUGGGCUGUGCAGUGAAGGCACCUGGUUUUGGUGAUAUGUGCAUCAAUCAACUGCAGGGUAUUGCUAUCUUUACAGGGGCGCAGAUGAUAUCGGAAGACUUAGGGUUAAGCCUUGAUCACAACGAUUUCUCAGAUCGCCUGCUUGGCUCGUGCAAGAGGGCGACGAUCUCUCGAGACGAGUGCAUUCUCAUGGAGGGUGGUGGUAGUGCCAUUGCUGUGGAAGAGCGAGUACAAAUGAUUCGAGACAUGAUUGCCGCUGAGGAUCAUGAAUACAACCGUGAGCGACUCGUUGAGCGCCUGGCACAGCUCUCGGGUGGUGUUGCCGUUGUCAAAGUUGGUGGCGCCUCGGAGGUGGAAAUUAAUGAGAAGAAAGAUCGCAUUGUCGACGCAUUGAACGCCACACGCGCUGCCGUGGCGGAGGGCGUUUUGGCUGGCGGUGGCACGGCUCUUCUUAUUGCCUUUUUCACAAUGUUGACGCCGGUUCGAAUAUCGCCUGGAAGGCCACAGUCCUUGGCGACUGCGUCAAGUCGCACAGAAGCGAUAAGAAGAGCCGUGCCGUUGUAUUGCGAACGAUGCCAAGGUGGAGGGUAG